AUGAAGCGCCCAAGCGCCGUAGACGUCGUCGCCGACCUGCGCCAGACGGAGCACGCAGGCACACGCACCGCCGCCAUCGCAACCCUCGGCAAAGCCCUCCGCCGCUCCGACAGCUUCCUCCCGCUAUGGACCGCCGUCGGCGGCGCAGACGGCCUCGCGGCGCUGAUGGCCGAGUUCAGCGUCAAGGACGUGCAGGUCCUCUGCCGCUGGCUGGGCCGCACCGCGUCCGCGGAAAACUUCCGCGCGGAGCGGCGCGCGGGCAUGGGACAGCUCGUGAGGCUGCUCUACGACGCGGAGAGGGAGGAUAAGCGGCCGCUGAGGGUGUACUACCAGGACCUGAUCCCGGCGUGCGAGCUGGAGGUUGUGGAGGAGUGGGAGGCAGACGGGGCGGAGUGGACGGCGUUUCAGCAGAAGGCGCUCUCGAGGGGCCAUAGGGAGAGGUAUGAGGAGAACUUCCUUGCGCGCGUGUUUGAGGUGGAUGAGGGGCAGAGGACGCUCUCGGCGGACCGGACAGUGUUCAAGGGGAAUAUGAAGCUUCACGAGCAGGUGUUUGAGAAGAUUGUCGACCGGGAGGGGGAGGCUCAGAUCCCGAGUGACUUUUACCAGGAAUUCGCAUUGCCUUUGCUCAGGCGUCUGGUGAAAAAGAGGGCGGACGAGGCGACGAGGGACAAGUUCUUGGAUUAUGUGGUCAGCGUGGCGCGCAAGUAUCCAGAUGAGCUCGGCCGGUACCCGAACGUGGUAGAGAGCAGUUUGCUGCAGUACGCCAUUCGCGAAUGGAAGACCGCGAAGGAGGAGCGGAAGGAGGUGAUGAAAGCACAUGUAGUGCACUUGCUGGAGCUGUAUCCGGCUGGGAAGAAGGCCUGGGAGAAGCAGGCUACUCUGUGGACUGUGGAGCGCAUCAUCAACGCGCCGAGGAGAAUGACCCCUGAGGCGCGCUUCGAGCUUCUCCGGCUGGCUAUGCGACACCUCCACGGAUACGGCAUCGACAUUGACGAUGACUCGGAGUCUGGAAUCGCUCGGCUGAAGAACCUGCCGGUUGAGGGUGACCUCUGGCCUGUGAACGUAUUCUACUCGAUCGAUGUCGAGAAUGCCAGGGCACUGUUCGAAAGGCUGGCAAAGGCAUACCCAGGCGGCGACUUCUUCGCAACUGGUGCAUACCGCGGCAACGCGUCGGUCUUGAGGCAGGGGAGAGAUCCGGACAAUCUCCGCUGCGGCGACUUCGAGAUCCUCCGGUCCCUGCUGAUUCGCAAGUCCAAGGCUGGGGGUGAGGACAAGACCUGGCUCGAUCGCGAGCGACGAAUUGUCGAGGACAGGAAGAAGGCGGCGCAGCAGUCGCGCGAGCCUAUACACCGCGCCUUCUGGACCAAGUCGGCGAUGAACCUCUGCGUCGCGGCCGGGGACCUGGAGAUGCUCGCGGACACGGUGCUCUGGGCACGACGGUUCAACAAGGAUUCACUUACGGUAUAUCAUCUUUACAGCAGCGACGUGUGGGAGACGGUGGAGGUAGUCGCGCUUCUGGGUGGCAUCCCGGAGAAGGAAACCCCGGCGGCUGAGAGGGCGACACUCGCGUCUAUCAAGAAGGACGUCGACAUCGCAAACAGGAUCCUGGUUGAUCUCACCCAGACAGCGAUCAUGGUUGUGCAGGAACCGGGCUUCGACCGCUCCAGAUGGCUCAGCGUACUCCGCCUGCCAAAGGCCGUGGCCGAUUCCCGUUUACACAAAGACAACGUCGAAUCCUUCGAGAGCAUCGCCAAGGCCGGCGGCUCGGAAGACCACGCGCGAGAGAUUACAGAUAUCCUAUGGAAACCAACGAUGGACGUGCUGCUCGAGGUGGAGGCGCUCCUCUACAGCACAACCUCAACGACCCUCCUCAACUCGUCCAACAGCGUCGAGGUCCAGGCCGUCUACAUCCUGAACGGCAUCCGCGACGCCACCCCGAAACUCCUGGCUGAGCUGGCCAAGUGGCUCAUGGACAACAUGCGAGAGCGCCUUGGCGCGAAGAGACUCAACGCCCAGAUGUGGAAUAUCGUCACCAUCGUCCUCCGCGUGGCAAACAGCGACCAGCCCGCGCUUGCGUGCCCCUUCAUCCGAAACCUCAUCAUGGACGGCGGCGAGAACAGCUCCUGGCAUCGCCAACUCAUCAACGUGAGCUUCCUCCGCUCGCUGCCGGCCAAGGCCGCCAAAGAGUUCCUCUUCACCAUGGCGAAUGCGAUGCGGGACAAGAUGCGCGAGCAGAACGCGCGACCGUUCGUCAAAGAGGGCAGUAAGGCGCAGGCGCAGCACAAACCGGCGAUCAAGGUCACGACCAUCAAGAUGAUGGCGCAAGUGCUGAAUAACAACCGCUUCAUCGACGCGGUCUCGUCCUGCGACAUCCUCACGUCGCUGCUUUCCGAGGCGAGACACAUUGAUGCCAGAAUCACGAUCGUGGACAGCUUGAUCAGCACGAUGGAGGUCCCUUCCUGCCCUCCUGAAUUACGGCAGCGUGUGCUCGACGCGCUGGAGAAGUACAUCGUCCCUGCAGCGGCGCAGCUGAGCGAGCGCAGGCCGUACUCGGAGGAGGAGUGGGCGGCUGGUCUUCCUGAGGCCGGAGAGGAGACGCCCCUGACGGAGAUACUUCUUGCUCAGACGAAGAACACGAAGUUGAGCGACGAGGACAGGGCGAGGAUUGCGGAAUUGGUCGUGGCUGCGCUGGAGGGAUCUGCUGCCACGAACGCGAGGUGGAUGGACCUCUUUCUUACCAAGAACGGCUUUUCACUCGACGAUGGGGAGACGCUUCCGCGCUGCCCUGUCAAUCCGAAGGUGCUUUCGUCCAUGCUCAAGAACUGCACAUCAUACAUGCCCGUCUCGCUGCUCACGAUGCUGCGGGAGAUGGCUUUGGUCAACAUCGAUCCCUCGCCAGGCAUCACACGGGUCACAGAGGCAGUCAAGAAAGACCGCGACCUGCUCAACAGCAACGCAGGCAAGCACUGGUUCAAGCACUUUAAUAAUCCCGGGUUCCAUGCCUCUUCUCUCGGGCUCGAUGUUGCCGCGGCGGUCUUACAGCGUCCCGCCGUGUGGAUGAAGUCCAAGCUGGAGAACGGCAAGGGGGUGGACUUCAAAGCGGUGCAGGACUUUGUGCUUGCGGCCGCGAACAAGUUCCUCCAGAAAGAGCGCGUCGAAUUGGUGGAUGCGCUAGCCAGUCGGCUGUGUUCGGAGCGGAUGUUGAGCCCACAGCACUGGGAGAGCUGGCGCGAAAACUGCGUCCCCGUGGUGAACGACAUCAUCGCAAGCAUCAACGACAUGCGGCUAAGCCCGGGGCGCGCUCCCACGUUGCCCAACGUAUUCCGGCUCAAGGUCGAGAUCCUGCCGCUACCCUUCUCCUCAGCCCGGCAUGCUGCCACGUUCGACGACUCCGUGGCCUAUGUCAUCGCACUUUCAGAUCUCAUCGAGGAGCUCGGCAGCCGGCGGGGGCCGUACCACGAAGACUUUGCGUAUCUCAAGAGCGACAUGGUGAGGGCGCGGAGCAAAACGGGCUUUGCGCUGUUCGCGGUGGAGCUGGCGCGGAUGCACGCCGCGUGGGCCUCGUGGGAGCCGACGUUGGCGGAGUACUUGCGGAUGGAGGUCGUCGGGGAGCUGUUGCUUGCCGCGGAGGACCCGAAGGUUAAAAUUCUUGCGGGCGAUGUGUUGGAGAUGAUGGGCGAUUGGACGGGUGCGAAUGAGGAUGAGAUGAGGGCGCUGGGUGUGGUUUAUGAGGGGAAGCUGAAGGCGCUGGGGAAGAAGGGGUGGAUUCCGUGGGACGAGCAAAAGUAA
Molecule: messenger RNA, 3789 nt
Organism: Colletotrichum gloeosporioides
Lineage: Eukaryota; Fungi; Ascomycota; Sordariomycetes; Glomerellales; Glomerellaceae
Exons: 1
Coding region: 1-3789 (1262 amino acids)
Source: RefSeq, a predicted model, not a curated record